CUACACACCUCAGCCUCGCCUCCCUCACUCCACGUCUCUCAAGAUCUCUCGCUCCUCUCGCGUUCAUCGCCCCUCCCUCUCCCUCUCUUAAAUACGCAAAACCCUUUUGAGAUCUGACCACACGAGAUCCAUCGGACCCACCAGCAGACCCCCGCCCCCCCCAUAGAGAUUGCAAGUCGGAGGAGGGAGGAAGGAGGAAGGAAGGAGAAGAUGUGUUGCGGCAGCAGAGUGUGCAUGCUCUGCACGUGCCUGAUCCUGGUGGUGGUCCUGAUCGGGCUGCUGUUCGGCUUCGGGGUGUUCAAGCAUGGGUUCCACAAGCUGAAGGACACCAUCCACGACUGCGAUCCCAGCGGCGGCCCCGCCGGGCUCUGCGGGAGCGGGAGGCCGUUCCUGGGUUUCCCGGCUCCUCCCCCCUUUUAGGUUCGCUCCUUGGAUUCGUUCUGGGGAAUUUUUUUUUUUUUUAGGCUGUUUUCCCUGAUCUUGGGUCGUGAAAUCUUGCGUUGGGAUUUGUUGGGACAUUGUUCUUCCGGAUUGGUGCCGAUGAUUGUAUGAAGAUUUGUCAGGAUGUAUAUAUAUAAUAAUUCUUUGGGUCAA
This is a messenger RNA of Syzygium oleosum, 594 nucleotides long. RefSeq lists its product as uncharacterized. Lineage: Eukaryota; Viridiplantae; Streptophyta; Magnoliopsida; Myrtales; Myrtaceae. The record is from RefSeq and is a predicted model, not a curated record. Bases 211 to 420 code for a protein of 69 amino acids. The transcript has a single exon.